This is a messenger RNA of Pectinophora gossypiella (pink bollworm), 3236 nucleotides long. RefSeq names its product tRNA (guanine(37)-N1)-methyltransferase. Gene Ontology annotation, molecular function: FMN adenylyltransferase activity. Gene Ontology annotation, cellular component: cytoplasm; mitochondrial matrix. The record is from RefSeq and is a predicted model, not a curated record. Bases 181 to 936 code for a protein of 251 amino acids. The transcript has 5 exons. NCBI's taxonomy places the organism in Eukaryota, Metazoa, Arthropoda, Insecta, Lepidoptera, Gelechiidae. Gene Ontology annotation, biological process: tRNA N1-guanine methylation; FAD biosynthetic process; mitochondrial tRNA methylation.
UCAAACGUCAUCAGCAUUAUGAAAUUGACAAGUGAAUGUACAUGAGCGUAUUUUGUGCGCUUUUUGUAUAAAAUAUUUAAUAUUCACUAGUGAAACGAAAUAGUGCAAACUUAAACUAGCUCUCUACUAGCUGCUACAACUGCUUUACAUCGAUUUUGACCUGAUUCUUUUUUAGUUACGAUGCCGCAGCAACCAGAAGGUAACAUGGAGCUGCCUGACUACACUGAUGUUUUACGAGAGUCAGAAAAGAUACUCAGAAAAUGCUUCAAAGAAUUUCAACUAGACGAAGUAUUUUUAUCGUUCAACGGCGGCAAAGACUGCACGGCACUGCUAGACUUAACUAUCAGUAUUCUCCAAGAUAUGUAUCAACAAAACGACAUAGCCAGAAAUUUAAAAGUCGUAUAUAUAAGGACCAAUGGGCCUUUUAAAGAGAUAGAACAAUUCGUGACAGAAGUGGAGACACAUUAUGGAGUACAGCUGACUGUGAUGGAGGGAGAUAUGAGAGAUACAUUGCAGAGUAUAUUAUCCCAAGAUGGACGAUUGAAAGCGUGCCUCAUGGGAACGAGAAGGACAGAUCCCUAUAGUAGCGACUUGGAUUUUAUGCAGAAAACGGACGCCGGCUGGCCGCAGGUCAUGCGAGUCUCUCCGCUUCUCAACUGGUCCUACCACCAGAUAUGGGCCUACAUUCUCAAGAAGAACGUGCCUUACUGUAGCCUCUAUGAUAUUGGGUAUACAUCAAUAGGAAGCAUACACAACACUUGGCCAAACCCGUCUUUAGCAUAUAAGAGCAACAACGGUUGUAUAUGCUAUCGGCCCGCGUGGUACCUGGCAGAUGGGUCUUUAGAACGGGCCGGCCGCGGCCCUCGACCGCAGGGAAGCAACGGACACUUAAUUGACAUUAUUAGUGACGAUAGCCAGAAUGGUGAUGUACUUUGAAAAGAGUUCAUGUUAGUGAGAAUUUAUGCUGUGAUUAUUAUGAUAGUUUUUAGCCCCAACACAUACCGAGGUGAGCAGAGCAGACUGUGGAAUCUUUAUAACAAUGAGGGUCUUCCCACGCCACGUUUUCCAAUAAAAAAAUAGAUGGCGCUGUACAAUUUUGCCGUUUAACCUUUUAAUUUCAUAGAUAACAGACAUACGCGUCGUUUUUCCUUGUUUUCGGGUAUAACUGAAGACCUUUAAUAUUACCCAGGUACGGUCACGAGUACUAAUAUGUAUACACUUUGAAACCAUGUCACAUUAACUUUUUUGACAAAUUAAACCGUAAGUCUCAUUAAAUGUCAAAUAUGAUAGUGCGACAGGGUUCUAAAGUGGCUACAUCAUAUUGCUCAUGACUGUACAGCACUACUUCCACCCAUUAUUAUUCUAAUCAAUAUAAAGAGAAAAAAUGGGUGAAUAUCAAAAUGUGUCAAGUUUGGUGGCGACUGUCAUAUAUUUUUUUCGUGAAAAAUUGGGGUAAUUGGGAAAAUUGGGAAUUGAACAAUUCCUUUUUCAUGUCGGAACUGAGGAUCCUUUUGGAUCUUUUUCAUGUCGGAACCCAAUUUUUCACGAAAAAAUAAUAUGAAAUUUCGCCACCAAACUUGAAAUUUUGAGAUUCACCCAAAUAUAGUAGUAACGUAAUUCUAUAAAUCGGAUCCAAAUAUCAAGCAGCAGUUAUUUUUAUAUGCCUCUGACAUUACAUUAUAUAUUUUAAUAAAUGUAAUGUCAUUAUAUAUUUUAGUAAAGCCUUGAAAGUCCCUCAUAAUGUUGGCACAUUCAGCAAUGAAUUUCGCAUAAGUCUGCAUUGGGUCUCUUACCAGACCCUAGGACUCUUAGAGGGUUAAUAAAUAAAACCACUCUCAAUAAAUAAUGUUCAAAUUUAACAUCACAAAAUUAAAUAAAUAUUUAUUAAAUAAAAUGAUAAAAAACAAUAUUUAUUUAUUUUAUCAUUUAUAGCUUUAAUACCUACUUAAUUAGUAGAUAAAUAAAUUAUAUUAUCGAUUAAGUUUUUAUAAAAAAAAUAGGGACAUGGCGGAUUAGUUCCUUCAUUAUAAGGAAACCGACAGAGAUGUGUCCUAACCUGUAUUGGGCUGGGUUUCCCCUUCGCGGGUUGGAAAGUCACGACAGACGGUCGCUUAUUUAAAAGACCAGACCCGUCAAAUAUUCAGGUUAGAGAAAACGGCAUAACACUAUGAAGAUGACAGAUAAUUUAACUAAUAACUAAUAGAACUAAUUUAUUUAACUUGUUUUGUUUUUAUUAUACACCGAAUGAUACUCUCUUUAAAUAAGUAUGUUUUUCGUAAUAUCUUACUAUAAAUUGCCACUGUCCUCAGCCUACUUAGAAGUCUUAGAACAUAGAAUUACUUAUUUUGCAAAUUACGAACUCUGUGUAUGCACGGCACAAGGCCUACUUAAAUUAUGAAGUCUGUGAAUGCGCGGCACUAAGCCCACAUAAAUUAUGAACUCUUUGGAUGCACGGCACUAAGCCCACAUAAAUUGUGAACUCUGUGAAUGCGCGGCACUAAGCCCACAUAAAUUAUGAACUCUGUGAAUGCACAGCACUAAGCCACACCAAAAUAUGGCAGCUUUAGUAUACUUUAGUUUUAAAAUAAAGAAUAACAUAUAGAACGGUAACUCAGCCCCGCAUCAAUUCGUAGCGAGCUAGACUUCACCCCCUCUGGGUCUUACUAGGUCUUACUUUCUUAGGUAAGGACUAAGGAGGAGCGUGCACACACCUCAUAUUCAGAGCAAAAUAAACAUUAUCUCAUGUUACACUGUCUCGCUCGCACUUAUGGUAAAGCGGCACGAGGUAAGAAUGAGAUUUUGUACGAAGUGUCCGGGGUGCUAACAGUUAUGUGCCGUUCCACUUUUGGAACGCUCCCACUUUAAAAAGCACGGCAGUAAAGACGCAAAAAAAUAUGUAAAAAGAGUUUUAUUACCUAACAUUUAUGCAAAUAGAUCAGAGUACAAGAAAGAACAAUUUGAAAAAGAAAUGCGGCCAAUAUCCUUACUAUUAAAGAGUUUUUACAACGGGAACAUUCCCAGGAAAGGAUCAUCACUGGAUGCUAACUGCCGUUGGAUCAUUUACUUAAAUGCUUUUUUAUAACUUAUUUGGUAAUUAUAAAGCCUACUUAAAAUAGUUAUUUAUUGUAGUUACCACGUUGUUAUGUCUCAUUGAAAUAUUAUAAUUAAUUUAAAUUAUUUGCAACUAUGGAUGAGGUAGCACAUAUUUCGUUGAAAUAAAAUCACUUUUAUAUUGA